GUCAAUCAAUCGGCUUUUGCCUUAAAACCGCUGGCAGCCCAUCUUUCUGCCCAGUCGACACCUUCAGCAGCAGGCCAGUGCCAUAGGAGAAUCUCUUUUACCUCCUAGGGUCGACUACAUCCCAUCACAAAUCACGUUUGGUGGGCUCGAGUGUGAACCGAACCUCCUCCACCAGCCCACAUUACUCAACACUCCGACUGUGUUCUUCAUUCCUCCUCGACUCGGUGUUUCACCACUCAUAACUUUCAUGUCUUACCACCUAUCGCAUAUUUCUAUGAAAUCCACAAGUGCCUUAACAUCUGUUUACGAACCGUCGGCCGGCCAGUGACGAUGCCGCAACCCCCAACUGCUUCAUUAAGCAAUUUCCUUAACGCCGCCACUUCCUCAAGUCGAAAGAGACCUCACGACGAAAUUACGAGGUCUGAAAGCCGAUCUAUCACUCCUCAUAUCCCUUCAAAGCGCCGGCGAAUCAGCCCUGGGCCGUCCUCCCCUUCCUCUUCCUAUCCACAUCUCCAAUCGAGCCAUUUUUCCAUCUCUCCGUCCCCUCCGCCUGCUUUAGCAAGAUAUCCUGGAGACGGUUUCGACUACCGUCGACCAACUAUGUCGGUAACCACAAUACGAUCUUCGCCGCAACCGCCGCAGCGAAACGAUGUGACCAUUGACCUCACCCUCGACAGUGAAGACGAUGCCUUGACUGUGUCAGAUCGCAGCUCGCCGCCACCGCGGCCUCCACGGACAAGACACGACUAUGACUCUAUUGUCGACGAGUUUGUCCGCGCAGCGUCCGAAAGACAGCGACAUGAGAGUCAGUCUGAAUGGCCAGCCUCGGGAUUCCAAAAUCAGGGACUCAACCUGAGAGGCGUGCCGCUGCCAAACCAAGAAGUUAUAUUAUUAUCUGAUGCCGAGGAUGACGACAAUGAUUUCCACGUUCAAGAUGCGAUGGAAUAUGAUUUCAAUCCCGUUCACAUCCGUACGCCAACUCCUUUUCACCCACCAUCCAGUCCAGAUAUCGAAAUUGUCUCUGAGAGACAGAUUCCAGACGCAGACCGACGACGCAUCAACAGAUCUUCAGUCCGCCAACGUGCGACUUCCGGCCAAGCCCAGCCUCUACCCGCCAUGGCUGCCUUUGGUCUUCUUCCAGACUUCCUGCGGCAAGAAGUUACCGAUUUUGCUGCACGAGUCAGCAAUGUCAUUCGAGACCCUCUUCGCCAACAGUCACAACAGAGGGGUCAACAGCAGGUCCGAAACCAGCCUUCUGGUAAUUUUGCUAUUCAAAUGAAUUACGAGCACGCAGCAUUUGAUCUUGGGGGUCUCGAAAUGUACGAAGGUCGUUCAGAAACACCCCAAGCUAACCAAGAACCAUACAAAGCGCCACCUGCGGCCAAGGAAGGCUUUGUUCGAACUUUGGAUGAAGAGUCUGUCGUCUUGUGUCCCAUGUGCGGUGACGAGUUGGCGGUUGGCGAUGGUUCAAUGAAGCAACAGGUAUGGGUCAUCAAAGGCUGUGGUCAUGUCUAUUGUGGAGAAUGUGCCACGAAUCGACACAUGACCAAGGCAGGCAAACGGGACAAGGGAGUCGUUUCGGGAAAAUCCACCCCUUUCAAAGUCUGCAUGGUGGAAGGAUGCAGUGCCAGGGUGACGAAUAAACAGUCCAUGUUCGCCAUAUACCUAUGAUUGUAUCAGACUGGUGGUAUUGGGCAUAUUGGUAUUGCCAUCCACUAUAAUGACAUUCUCUUGAUGUCUGUUAGUUCAGAGGAAUUGUGCUUCGGGGCUAGAUUUGGUCUCGGGCAUUCAACACCGUAGUAGACGGUAUGAAGUCACGAUAAUAUCAUCAUGAUCAUGACCAUGACCAUGAC
Molecule: messenger RNA, 1853 nt
Organism: Exophiala mesophila
Lineage: Eukaryota; Fungi; Ascomycota; Eurotiomycetes; Chaetothyriales; Herpotrichiellaceae
Exons: 3
Coding region: 331-1671 (446 amino acids)
Cellular component (GO): SUMO-targeted ubiquitin ligase complex
Molecular function (GO): ubiquitin-protein transferase activity
Source: RefSeq, a predicted model, not a curated record